AAAAUAAUACCUGACGAGAUUAUUAUAACUACAGAUUUUUUGGAUUUUCCAGGCCUUGCUCACAUGACGGUGUUACGGUGAACAGAAAUGACCGCCAAACAUAGACUAACAGAAGUAGAAUUACUAGCUGAGGAUGGUGAAUGUACGUGUACCUCGGGUUCUGAAGAGUUCUGGAGAAAAAAAGAAAAAAGGAUUUGGAUGGCUACUUUUCUUACUGGAAAUCUAUGUUUAUAUGCUGCUCGCUCAGUUUUACCAGUUUCAGUAGUGGCCAUCUCUAAACAGUAUGAUUGGAGUAAGACAGAUACUGGUAUUGUUCUGUCCAGUUUUUUCUGGGGUUAUAUCCUGACACAGGUGCCUGGGGGAUAUUUAAGUGACCACUAUGGAGGAGAGACUUUACUACUAGUGGGAACAACUGCUUGGUCACUACUGACAUUUUGUUUGCCAGAAACUAUAUGGUUUAGCCAUCGUGAUGCCAAGGGUCCUGGAGUUUUUGUCAUUCUCUCUCGAAUAGCUACUGGGGCCUUUCAAGGUUUUCAUUAUCCCGCUUUGACCAGCAUAACUGUCAAAUACCUACCUACGUCUGAAACUACUUUUUUCACUAGUUUAAUUAGUUCUGGGGCUAUACUUGGAUGCCUGCUAGUCGGAAGUCUUGGUUCUGUCAUUAUUGAACACUAUGGUUGGGUGUAUGUAUUCAGGUUUUUUGGCAUUUUAGGAAUCACAUGGGUUAUCUUCUUGAGAUACUUGUCAACAACAACAAUUUCUGAACAGACAAGUUUGGUUAAUCAGCAGACACAAAAAAUUUCCACAACUACUAGUCUACCCUGGGCUACUUUGUUAAAAAGUAGAGCAUUUUGGGCUAUGUUGAUUGCGCAGAUAACAGAAGACAACUGUUUUUAUAUCCUAAUCUCAUGGUUGCCAGUCUACUUUAGUGAAAAUUUUCCACAAGGCAAG
Limulus polyphemus (Atlantic horseshoe crab) is the source of this 951-nucleotide messenger RNA. RefSeq names its product solute carrier family 17 member 9-like. The transcript is spliced from 8 exons. The record is from RefSeq and is a predicted model, not a curated record. Gene Ontology annotation, molecular function: transmembrane transporter activity. Gene Ontology annotation, biological process: transmembrane transport. Lineage: Eukaryota; Metazoa; Arthropoda; Merostomata; Xiphosura; Limulidae. The annotation marks the transcript as partial.